AGAAGCAUUAGUAUUUCGUUACCGUCGGGUAGCGCGGUUACAACUCUAUCACGCUAAUAUACGCUUUCUCUGGGUUUAGAUUAAUGUGGCGCGCCUUCUCAAGCGACCGUCCCAACCCGCUGCUAUCCAAUUUUCCAGUUUCAGUCAGAGUUCCGCCUAUUCACAGCGCCUUUGUUUUUUUUGUUUCUUCUUCUUCGUCUCUGUGCACCGCGCGCCUGCUCAUCCCGCUUUUCUAGCAAUCGAACGAGCAACGACACGCACACGAACGCCCCCACAUACGCCAUUGUGCUUCGAUUAGCUGCAACAAUGACGAUUUAGCAAUCUGCAAGCGGUCCGACGCACCCCACGGACUGCAAACAAUGGUGAGUGAGUGGCCCAAGCACACGUCGACGCGCACAACUACGAUGAGCAAUUACCAGCAUGGCGGUACAGCAGCAGCAUUAGACAAACGAUCCCGCAGUGCCGAAGAUCUUGCGGUCGGUGCGAAAACCAAGGCCAAGCUGGCCACCAACCGUUACCCGAGCGCUCCCAGCCUGGUGGACCAUGUAUCGGAGAUGGCGUUUGUGAUGCAUCGCUGUGCCAGCAGCAGCGACAGCAGCACCAACAGCCGCAACAGCAGUACCAACAGCACCACCAGCAACAAACGCAUUCCACCGUUCAACUACUACGACUGCAUCAAUCCAACAUCCGCCCCAUCAACGACGCCCCCUACGGGCCCGAUCGAGUAUGGCGAGUAUCAGGCGACACCCCCGACCAAACCCCGUCCGUCCGUCCAGAUGAGCUUCCUGGACGAUCUCGUACCACAGAAGGGGCGUCGGCUCCGGAAGCACUUCAACGAGCUGGAACCGUUCGAUGGGCAGUGCCGGUUCUGGACCGAUUCCCCGCUGGAACGGAUACAUCCGGAGCAGGGUUGCAUUCCCAUCCUGAAGGCGGUCUACUUUUCGCGCAACAACAACGAUCUAGACAAAGAGAACGCCCACUUUAAGCUGGCCGAAGCGCUCAUUUCGACCUUCGAGCUGCUCAAGUGGAAAAGUGCCAUGAACCGCACACCGAGCGGACUGUCGAAUCUCGACUGGGAGGUACCGGGUGCGGGUGGGGUCACGAUUCCCCGCGCAAGCGGUAGCAGCGAAAGCACCCAUACGCCCACCGAACGACCGGAUCCGCUGGAUGAAAGCUGCGAAGCAAUCGAAGCGAAGGAAAGCAUCUACGACGAACGGACGUACUCGGCGGAAGAGAUCGCGAUCAGUCUGCUCGGCAAGUUCCACGACAAACAGCUUCCGUCGGCAUGCGAUUUCCUUUGGCUAGUGUCGGAACAGGAUGCACCACAGAAACUGUUGCCCGUACCGAGCGGUGGUGUGAUCGAUCCGGACGAAACAUCCUGCCCGCCCGAUACCGGUACGCUGAUACGUGGGACGCAGGACUGGGCACCACCACGACCGCAGAUCAUCUUCACAUACCGACCACCGCCGCUAGAACGUCGUGCACAAAUCGUGAGACAGAGCAACCGUUGUGAAGGAUGCGGAAUUAAGGUGAACCCGGCCUAUUUAAGCCGCUAUCGAUACUGUCACUAUACGGGCAAGUACAAUUGCUCCGGUUGUCACAAAAAUCAGAUGGCCAUCAUACCGGCCCGAGUUAUCCAGCGCUGGGAUUUUACUGUGCUGCCCGUGAGCGUAUUUGCGUACCGUGUGCUGGGCGAUAUCUGGAGCACACCGCUCUACCGUGUAAACCAUCUCUAUCCGGAGCUGUACAGCAACGUGAAGAGCCUACGUAUGGUACGGCAGGCUCGCAUCAACGUGAAAUAUGUAAAAGACUUUAUCGUCAACUGUCGCCACUCGGACAGCGCGCGCCGUGUCUUCCAGGAAGUGCCUGAUUACUACAUCUCCGACCUCGAUAUGUGGUCGAUGGCGGACUUUCUCGCGGUCAAGAGUGGCGCCCUGCUGCGGCUGCUGCGAUCGAUCGUAUCGCGCUGCGAACAUCACAUCGUAUCGUGCGUGCUUUGUCUCGGUCGAGGCUUUGUGUGUGAAAAGUGUAUCGGCACACAGACAAAGGAGCGAAGCGUCCUGUUCCCUUGGCAGCCGCAUGUGGUGCGGUGCGAACAGUGCGGUAACUGCUACCACGAUGCUUGCUGGCGAAAGGACAAGCACUGUGACAAAUGCACCCGGAUGCAGCGGCGUCGUGCAACGGACCAACCGACAAAACGCUCGUAGAAGAAGGGGUGGGCCGACCAGAAAUACCAGCCCCGUGAGAUCGUUGGUUAGAACAGUGAAUGCAUCACACCGAACAGGCUCUGUGUGGGCAUGUGCCGCUUGGCCGAUGUAGGGAAGAUUAGAAGGAAGGGAAGGGAAUUAACUUAUUUUGCUAUCGCGCAUCGACCGUGCUUGUGUGCGUUUCAAUGUACAGAAUAUCUUUGCGUUUUUUUUGUUGUUGUUUCUCUUUCACGCCAUCGCACCCUGUGCUGGGUGGGAGGUAUUUACAUGUAUAAAAUAUAUACAUACACAUAUAUUUCCAUACAA
Messenger RNA from Anopheles stephensi (Asian malaria mosquito), 2513 nucleotides. RefSeq names its product run domain Beclin-1-interacting and cysteine-rich domain-containing protein-like. The record is from RefSeq and is a predicted model, not a curated record. Gene Ontology annotation, molecular function: phosphatidylinositol phosphate binding. The coding region runs from base 360 to 2207 and encodes 615 amino acids. Gene Ontology annotation, cellular component: intracellular membrane-bounded organelle. The transcript has 6 exons. NCBI's taxonomy places the organism in Eukaryota, Metazoa, Arthropoda, Insecta, Diptera, Culicidae.